UUUGCCCGAAUCCAUCUGCCCAGUCCCUGGGCAAACAGAACUGCGACUUCAGCAGCAUCUGCCCAGAUUGCAAACUUGUUCAACUCUCCCACUUUUUCUUCCUAUGAGAGCUCUCUGGCACAGAGCGGGGACAGCUCUUGAUGGAGUGAGGGAAAGUAGAGGGGAAGCAGCAGAGCGCAACAAGAGUCGAAAGGAGCAGGCGAAGAGGUCUAGAGCUGAGACCGGCAGAUAAAAGGACCACUCAGUAGCGAGAGACUGUAGGCGAAAGUAAAGCGCGUGGACCGAAAGAGAGCAGAAGGGGCGCGCGGAGGCUGAGCAUCCAGGCAGCUAGACCCCAGAUCAGAAAAGACCAGCUGGGCGGAGGGGCCCGCUGGCGCCAGGGACAGCACGCGCUCAGUCGGAGGGCGCAUCGCUCCGCCGUGCAGACAGCCGCCCGCGAUGAGUGAGACCAGCCGGCUGUGCUCCGGCUACUACAGCCUCAACCAUACCUUCGUGGAGUCCUUCCAGUGCCCUCGGCGCGGCGAGGGGGCCGCGCUUCUCUACUGCUGCGGCUUCGCGGACCUCAAGUACUGCUGCAGUGAGCCGGGCAGCUACUUCCCCUACAAGCACAGCUACAUGUGGAGCCUCAGCAUUGGUGCUCUGAUUGGAUUGGGGAUUGCUGCCCUUGUUUUACUUGCCUUUGUCGUCAGCGUCUGUGUCCUUUGCUAUUUAUUUCUGUAUACAAAACCUCAAAGAUUAGACACUGGCCUUAAACUUCAUCACCUAGAGGCUUCUUCCGCUCAAGAAGGCAACCUAAAUAGAAAAACCAAAGCCCUCAAUUCAAAUGCAGCAUCAAAUUCUACAAAUGAAACAUUCUAUGAAGCUGAAGAUAAAAUUCAAGAAAAAGAAGUGGAUACAAUACAAAUUAAUAUUGCUUAUUAAAUAAAAAUCCUGUUUUCAAAGCUCACUGGAGAGCAAUAAAAAUGAAUUUUAAACAAUA
Molecule: messenger RNA, 979 nt
Organism: Marmota monax (woodchuck)
Lineage: Eukaryota; Metazoa; Chordata; Mammalia; Rodentia; Sciuridae
Gene: Shisal2b
Product: shisa like 2B
Exons: 3
Coding region: 439-921 (160 amino acids)
Source: RefSeq, a predicted model, not a curated record